AUGGAACAGUACAGCCGGCAAAGCAACAUCAAGAUAGAUGGUCAUCGCUGCUUCUUCAUGCGCCUGUCGUGUGCUGACCUGCUUGUGGAAGGCAUGUUCUUCGUGAAUGAGUUCCUGGAGAAGUUGAUGUUUGAUGAGCAGCAGUCUUGUCGUUCUGGGGGCUUCGGGGGCUUCCUGCCUGGCAUGAAGCAGAUUGGCAAUGUGGCGGCACUCCCUGGGAUAGUCGGGAAAUCUAUUGGUUUACCAGAUGUGCAUAGUGGGUACGGAUUUGCAAUUGGAAACAUGGCAGCCUUUGACAUGGCAGAUCCCAACUCUGUCAUUUCGCCAGGUGGGGUUGGCUUUGACAUAAACUGUGGAGUGCGACUCCUGCGGACCAACCUCACAGAGAAAGACGUGCUGCCAGUGAGGGAACAACUGGCUCAGAGCCUGUUUGAUCAUAUCCCUGUAGGCGUGGGAUCCAAGGGGAUCAUCCCAAUGAAUGCCAAAGACUUGGAGGAGUGUUUGGAGAUGGGAAUGGACUGGUCCCUAAGGGAAGGUUACAGCUGGGCUGAAGACAAGGAGCACUGUGAGGAGUACGGGCGCAUGUUGCAGGCGGACCCUUCCAAAGUCAGCCCUCGGGCAAAGAAAAGGGGCCUUCCACAGCUGGGCACACUGGGAGCUGGAAACCACUAUACGGAGAUUCAGGUGGUAGAUGAGAUAUUCGAUGAGUAUGCAGCCAAGAAGAUGGGAAUUGAGUUCAAGGGACAGAUCUGUGUGAUGAUCCACUGCGGCAGUAGAGGGCUCGGCCACCAGGUGGCAACAGAUUCCCUGGUUGUCAUGGAGAAAGUGAUGAAGCGUGACAACAUCCUCACGAACGACCGUCAGCUAGCCUGCGCAAAGAUUAACUCUCCAGAGGGUCAGGACUACCUCAAGGGCAUGGCGUCAGCCGCUAACUACGCCUGGGUCAAUAGGUCAAGUAUGACCUUCCUGGCAAGACAGGCAUUUGCAAAGAUGUUUGAAUCGACGCCAGAUGACCUUGACAUGCACAUCAUCUACGACGUGUCUCACAACAUCGCCAAAGUGGAAGAACAUUUCCUGGACGGCAAGCAAAAGACGCUCUUGGUUCACAGGAAGGGAUCUACACGGGCCUUCCCGCCACACCAUCCGCUCAUUCCUGUGGAUUAUCAGUUGACAGGUCAGCCUGUGUUGAUAGGCGGCACCAUGGGCACAUGCAGUUACGUUCUGACAGGAACGGAGCAAGGAAUGAACGAGACCUUUGGCACAACCUGUCAUGGGGCUGGUCGAGCAUUAUCGAGGGCCAAGUCGAGGCGUAACCUUGACUACAUGGAUGUGUUGAACGCUCUGGAGGAGAAGGGUAUCAGCAUCAGAGUGGCAUCACCAAAACUGGUCAUGGAAGAGGCUCCAGAGUCCUAUAAAAAUGUGACAGAUGUGGUGGACACAUGUCACAUAGCGGGCAUAAGUAAGAAGGCUAUAAAAUUACGACCUAUUGCUGUCAUCAAAGGGUGA
Messenger RNA from Dreissena polymorpha, 1506 nucleotides. RefSeq names its product RNA-splicing ligase RtcB homolog. Gene Ontology annotation, biological process: tRNA splicing, via endonucleolytic cleavage and ligation. Lineage: Eukaryota; Metazoa; Mollusca; Bivalvia; Myida; Dreissenidae. Gene Ontology annotation, cellular component: tRNA-splicing ligase complex; nucleus. The record is from RefSeq and is a predicted model, not a curated record. Gene Ontology annotation, molecular function: RNA ligase (ATP) activity.